Molecule: messenger RNA, 411 nt
Organism: Agrilus planipennis (emerald ash borer)
Lineage: Eukaryota; Metazoa; Arthropoda; Insecta; Coleoptera; Buprestidae
Product: cytochrome c oxidase copper chaperone
Exons: 2
Coding region: 83-310 (75 amino acids)
Biological process (GO): mitochondrial respiratory chain complex IV assembly
Cellular component (GO): mitochondrial intermembrane space
Molecular function (GO): copper chaperone activity; copper ion binding
Source: RefSeq, a predicted model, not a curated record
CCUAAAACUUUUAUCAUACAAAAAUUCACGUAAACUUGAUAGUGUAAUUGUAUUAAUAUCGAGGAAAGACUUUGAUUUGACUAUGGGAAACUUUAAUGGGAAAGUUGAUGCAGCAGCAGUAGAAAUUGAAAAUUCUAAAGCAACUGUCACAAAACCAGAGGAACAACCCAAAAAGUUGAAGCCUUGCUGUGCUUGCCCAGAAACGAAAAAAGCGAGAGAUGCAUGCAUUAUUGAAAAUGGAGAAGAAAAUUGCACACAUUUAAUUGAAGCGCAUAAAGAAUGCAUGAGGAAAUUGGGUUUCAAUAUCUAAGUAAGGAUGCCCAUUUUACCUCCUUGUAAAUAUUGUAGUAUUUAACGUUAGUUAUGUAUAGUAAAGGAUAAUAUAAAAUAAAGUUGUGUCUGUCUAUGAAA